GCCUACUACUUUGGACUGUGUGUGGAGCAAGAUCUUAAACCGGAAGUGAAUGAAGCUGUCAACACCGUGGAGAAACAAAGACGACUUCAGAAGAAACUCUCAUCUUUAGCCGCAGGGGACAGAGAUGUGAGCUCCAGGUGUACAACUCAGAGUCUUUGGAAUAUUCUUUUUUUCAAGUCAAUAUGGCAAAAAAGGAGGAGAAAGAAUGGAUAGAACUGACAAAGCCACUUUCACAAAAACAUCAACCAAAUGGUGCCAACAGUCAACUUGUGACCAUGACAGGAACCGUCACCCAUGGUUACCAGACAGGGCAGACAGUUGAAGUUAUGAUGGAGCUGACCGAUACUGAGCUGAAGCGCUUGACCAGCAAGGAAGAUCAUGCAGCAUCCCGUCAGUGUCGGUGUGGGGCGAAGCAGGGACUACAUAUCAUCCUUCUCUCGGUCGUCUGCUUCCCUGUGGCGUUCAUUGCGUCGGCCUGCAUGGCGUUCUACCUGGGUAGCAUGACCUGGUAUAACAUUUACCUGUACUUCAGUGAGGAGAAGACAAUAUGGCACAAGGUGUCUGUGUGUCCAUUGCUUAUUUUGACUUUUCCCUUCUCGGUGGGGUUGUCUGCUGUUGCAGUGGCGAUGUACGCUGCUGUCAUCCAGGUGUCGUGGUGGUUCUCAUCGUGGAGGAAGGAGUUUGCAGACUUCGAGAAAGGCUUCUAUGGCUGGCUGUGCAACAGAUUGAAGCUUGCUGAGUGUUCACCGUACGAAACUGUUAUUCUUAAUGAAACCGAUGAAGAAAUAUUACACACUUCGCGGUCUUAAAAUCGAUUGAUUAUGAGAAUGCAGUGCUGUUGAAGGGUUUAAGUCUUAUCAAUGCUUGUGCAAUCAAAAUACUUCUGUCACAGCUACAAUGUUUGACAGUCUGACCAGGCAAUAUGUUUCUUGUCAGAAGUUUGUGUCAACCAGAUUUCAAUGUGAAACUUUCCCUUGCUCCGUACAGUAUAAGGAUAUUCAAGCUUAUGGAAGUAGUGCUGUCAUUGAUAUAUCGAUAUGCUGAAAGAUUUAUUCUGACAUUUUACAUCUGUUAGUAAGGUCAGAUUUCAAAGUACACAGAAUAUAGACUUUGGUCUUGGACAUGGUGAAUAGGUCGUUUGAUAUUGAAGUAUCGCUGUGAGGAGGACUUGGGUAGGAAGUCAUCCAGGGUGUAAUGGUAGUUAGAUGGUGCCAGUGACGCAACAAUUAUUUGAGUCUAAAUGGUAAUUGGGAGUCCUUUGGACUUAUUUCAGUGUAGUCCACAUAGUCUACACAUACGGACCAUUAUUAUUUUUGUACUUCGACUGAAGUUGGUUAACAAGACAGGCGUUGGUAUGGUCACAAAGUCAAGAUACCUUUUAUAACAUAUUUGGACAUUUAUUCAGUUUCUGAGGCAAUAGGUGUAUGAAAUGUCUCAGUGAGCUUGGUGACAUCUUUAACUUCCUUCUUUAUGUCAUGUACGCUCAUCAGCUCAUGGUGGCAGCCAUUACGGACAGGCUUGAUUGAAGUGGCUGGUGUAAGGGAGGCAACUCUGGUAUUUUUUGUGUUGGUUUGUGUCAGCUGUACAUGACAUUUUGUUUAUGUGUAUAGAUAUAUGUGAUAAUUUUGCUCUGUAGACAUACAGCAGUCUGCCCCACAAACCUUUGAGUCCACUACCCUAAACGAGCCUUGGGGCCAUUUUCAGCAGAUGUUUUGUUAAUAGAUGGGUUAUUGUUAGCUGAGGUUACUUGACUAAGACUUAACAGAAGUUUAGGCUUCAGACUUGGCUCAAGUCACAGACUGUAUACAGUGACACCUCAAUAGUCCAGACUCUGUUAGUCUGAUAAACCACACCUUCCGAACAGCCUUGUUGGGUUGCCAAAGUAUUACUCUCUACCCAUGAUGCAGUGGGGAUGUUUGUUAAUCUGCACGAUGUGAAAGAGUGUGGAACUGACCGCAGUGAGGAGGUGAUAAUAUGUACUCUGGAGUGUGAUGAUGACUUGGUACUGUCUACUUGGUCUACGGAGAGCAUCACAUCAUCAUCAGCUGGGAUGUGUGGUUCAGGGAUUUAUCUAAGCAACUUUGGCGAGGAAAUUUGGGGGAAAAUGUGAUGUUCAAAAUUGGAUUAAUUUAAUGUUCUUAUUUUUGUAAAUUCUGAGGAAUUGGGAAACGUUGUAUUCCAAAUGGGAAUGUUCUCUGUGUUUUGCAGACUUAGGGCCGAAUAUCGUCCUCUGAGCAGGUCCAGAUAAGUCCCUGUGGUGUCCUCAUAGAACCAGUCAUUUUCGUCACCGCUAUGUGUGUCAGCUAUUGUCCUUUAACAAGUUUAAUAUCUGCGUUGAUCUGGUCCAGACUCAAUUGUUUUCAGACAGCUGUCAUAUAGCUUGAAUAUUGCUGAGUGCGGUUUUAAACAACAAACAAAACAUUAUAUCUCCUCUGUGUAACCAUGGUUACGCUGCUUGCAUAAUAGAGCUGCCACUCAGGUGUACUGUAUCUGAUGGAUGCUGUGUGGCCGGCCGGGACAGUAUUAAAGCCAAACCUUGCUAGCUUGAGUUUAUUGAGACAUCACUGUGUCUCUUGUCUUUGGUGGAUGUUGUAAUCUCACGUCACUCCACUUGCUCAUGUGGCACUGGAGUCUAAAGUCCGCUCAGUGCCAGGUACUUCUAUAUUUGAUACAUGGCACAUGAUCCAUUGCAAAUCUGGUAGUUUUAUAAUUGAUGCAUUAAUAUGUCAUAGCACACAUUGCUUCAGAAUCUGGUAGUUCGUUAAUAUCUCACAGCACCAAAUCCACUCAGCGUCUUAUAAUCUGUAUCACAAAAAUGUCUCACUGCAGAUGAUCUUAUUUAGAAUCUAGUAGGCUUAGUUGUUGCACAGUCGUCUCUGUUGUUUGUAACCAUAAACCAUUUUACAUGUAACACCAAAAUAAUGACUUAUUCCACUAAUUAAUGUCAUUUUGUACACUUUGAAAAGUAGUUAAGGAACUGCAUGUAUCGCUUGUCGCAUAUCAGAUGCUGGGUUAUCUCCCUUUGACUUUAACAAAUGUGAUGUUUGGGAUAACGCUUUCUUUGACCACUUUCUUGUUGACACGUGACUAUUCUUUGACUGUCCGUGAGUAUUUCUGUACAUGGUGUAGCAGGUUGCCAGUGGUGGCAUUAUGUCUCACUCGGUCAACUAGAUGUGUUGUCAGUUGUCUAAAAGGAAGCUUAUAUAUGUGUCAUUGUUUCUGUUGACCAGAGGGACAGUGAAACAAAGUUGAUCCUUUCUGAAACUAUGGUUUGAUACGCUGCAGCUUCUACACUGCUAUAUGACCAUGGUUAUUUGAAGGCCUUCGUGUGUCGGUCUUGUUGACAAGCUGGUGAUGGUUGUGAGUUUCAGUGCUGCCUUACUUGUAACUAUUUUCUUACACUAAUGUACAUGCUGUAUAUGUGCAUGCACUGAGCCUAACUAUUUUGUAUGAUCUACCAAUAUUGCAAUUUACAGAGAAUUAAGAUGGUUGUGAAGCAUUUAGAGGUUCAACAAUGAACAACCAUAUCAGAGUUUGUAUUUAGAUAAGAAAGAGGAUACUUUUUAUAAAUAAUUCAACGUCAUGGGAAAUUGUUCGGAUCAACGGUUCUUUGAAGGUGCCUGCAGUUUAGCAUCUACUUAUUAAACAUCACUUAUGAUUAGAUUGCUAAUGUUUAGUUUUAUGUGAUAUGGAAGUUGUAAUUAGCAUGGAAGAUCACCACAGAAAGCAUUUCUUACCGUCUCCUAGGAAUAUAUGGACAGGAAAUCCCAACACGGUGUUGGCUAAGACUAGAUUCAACUGAACAGAUUUCAGCAUGAAUCUGUCUUCACAUCUUAAGCUUGACACAUUCACUGCCAGAAACAGUAGGCUCAAGUGCAUGUGUCACAUGGCUCCUAUUGGCAUUCUAGGUGGAGUACAAUGGUAUAAGUUACAUGUGUCAUUGUAGCAGGUGUACAGUAGUUUACUAGCUGAAUGCACACCUAUUCAUUGGUCCAGCAGUUCAGCAAUUCCCCAAAACAGUCUUGCAAUAACGGGCAGUAACAACCUGGCAUUACUUCAAAGAUCUUAGCAAAUUAUUGGCAUCGUGCCUACCUUUUCACUGUAAGGCUGGCCAUACAACUUGUGUGGGAUUUUACAAGAUGGCCACUGGCCAAUCAGGAGGCUUGAUUUUAUGAUGAGUAUUAAUUAAUUCAUAAGCUGUAUUUAGUAGAGAAAGCUUUGUUGUAACUGUCAGAUAAGAAAAUAAGAAAAUGUUUUUACAAUUGAGAAUGCAGACAAAAUGUCUGUUUUUGAAUUUGCCAAACAAUAGUUAGGCCAUAGUUGAUGUGGAAACCAAAUGAAGGUAUGAUCUUGCAACUUACAGUAGAAUCAUCACAGUGGUCAUGGAGAGAAUGUGUCGCAGGCAUUCCAAGAUUCAAACUUGCUGUAAGCAUUAUUAAUAUAGUUGGCAGAAUGUUGAGUAUUCUAUGUAUAAAAUAUGGAUGCACUGUCACAACCUCUCAUUUAAGAAUAUCACUGAUGGCGCUAGUUUGCACAUGGUGCUUACCGUAUACAUAUCACUAACACAAUGAGGAGUUCAAGUAUUUUUCUGAGAACAAAUUGCAUGAUGGAUGUUGUGGAGCCCACAUGCACUGGAAGCAGUGUGUUAUGCUUAUAAUCACCUGGGCCCAUUUGCACAAAUCGAUCUUAGCGCUAUCGUAAGGCUAUGUUAAAGUAUGGGAGUUACGAGCAUCUUAGCGCUAAAAUCGUUUUGUGCAAGUGGGCCCUGGUGAGUUACAGAGCAUAUUUACAUUUGUGAUACAUAUAUCUGUACAUCCCUUCUAUUCAGGUAUUGCAGUAUCGCAGUGUAUCAUAUCCCCACUUCAAUCAGUUGCUGCUGUGGUGAUAGGUAUUUGUCAUUGAUGUUUCAUGCCUUAUGAUUAUAUGAACAGUUAACAUAUUGAUGAGAAAUUAAUGUAUUUGACAUUUUUGAUGAUGUGAUUACCUGUUCUGCAUCAGGUGGUAUUUCUCACUCUAAAACACUACAAUGUUGAAAUAUGAUCAAUACUGUCUAGGCACUGUUGCUAAUGAACAACAUGGUAGGUGUAAAUUUUUGCUGACUAUUUUGUCAUACUAUUUCACAGUGGCCUACAGUUAUCUAGUUUGUUGUCUGUUGUUACCAUGGUUACCUCCUGACUUAUUGUGGUCUUGAUUUACAAUCAUUAAAAAACUAGGAUAACACUUUUGCAGUGUUAUUCACUUGUUGGUAAGUAUUUUGAGGCACAAACAGUACCUUUUGAUAACAUGUAUGACACUAAGUAUGUUUACUACUUAAAGUAUAAAACAUCAUUCACUCUCACAGACAGUGAACAAAAAGUAUUUUUUGGGCCAGAUCAGUUUAUUUUCUAUAUUUAUUUUGUUUAAUGUUUCAAAUAACAAAUAACUACGCUUCGAACAUGUACAAAUUCAAGAGCCUGUACCCAUGUUUUUACACAUACAGUCUUCCCAGUAACCUGUCGGUGACAUACAAACUGAAAAGGGGAAGUAUGUCAAAUAGUUUAUUUAUUUGAUUAGUGCUAUCUGACUUAAUUAACUUCAGUGUAAUGACUGAAGCCUCUCUUCUGUCUCAACUGGGAGAGAGGCUGUGUAUUUCAUCAGUAUUGCCAGCACAGACAAAUUGGAUGAUGUGAAACGACCAAGAAUUUGGUCCCCAGCAACCUAUGCUGGUUGUAAUGGAUCAGGUCGUCAGGCUUGGUGAGUUUCUUGAUGGCUUGUCAUCGUACCCGAUGGCAUGGACCGAUGCUCAAAAUAUCAAUCACUGGAUUGUCUGGUCCAGACUUGAUUAGUUACACAUGCCGCCAUCAUACAGCUGAAAUAUUGCUGAGUAUAGGCCACACACAUCUGAUAUUAACUAAACUAUGUUCAUCACAGAUUUGACCAGGAUCAGAUGUGUUUUACAAUACAAGCACCAGUUAAUAUAUCAGUUCACUGUGUUUCUACACACAUGGCAUCCUGGUGAUCCAGGGCAUUAUAUCUCCAUUGUGUGAGGAAAAAUACCCUUGACCCAUUCGCUGCAAUAGCUUUGUUUCAAGACCGAUUAUAUGAUGAUACAAAUAAUCGUCCAAUCAUUUUGGCGUGGGCGUGAGACGUGUGCUCAUUGUGGGAGAAGUUGAUGUCCAUAAAUUGUGUCUACUAUGUCAUCUGUCAACUUCUAAGUCAUAACUAUCAAACAAGUCAUUGUGUGCUAAGUUAGUGAGAAGCCUUGAGAUGGUGAUGUCACUUCUGAAACAAAGCUAUGGUAGUGAAUGGGUGCAGGGUGUUUAUUACAUGUAUAAUAGAACAGAGAUGUCACACUGGGUAAUGAAGGACGCUCACAUGGAGAGGUUUAUUAUAUUGUGAAAGUAUAAAUGAUAUUUACAUCAAGGUAGCAAAUCAAGUUUUUGAAAAUGUUUAAUUUAGGGAAUCAUGGUGCUAUGGAAAUGUGCAUUUGCUUUUUUAUAUUUGGUCUAAAUGUACAAUGUUACAGUGUAUGUUAUCAAUAUUCAAUGUUCUGCUCAAUGUGGUGAACACUGCACUUCCUCCUACAGACACAAUAUAAUGGGUGUGUACAUAUGCUUUCAUAUGAGUAAAGUGAAUCUUGUGUA
This is a messenger RNA of Haliotis rufescens (red abalone), 6623 nucleotides long. RefSeq names its product transmembrane protein 169-like. The coding region runs from base 183 to 809 and encodes 208 amino acids. The record is from RefSeq and is a predicted model, not a curated record. NCBI's taxonomy places the organism in Eukaryota, Metazoa, Mollusca, Gastropoda, Lepetellida, Haliotidae. The transcript has 2 exons.